GUAUUGCCAGCCGUACCACUGGUGGUGAAGAGUCCAUACCUGUCCACUUGGAUGACUGGCCGACAACUGGCCGGUGAGUGGACGCGGUUUUAUACCGGAGCCAUUACAGGUAUGGCAGGUAUGGUUCGGGUUGACGGACAGACCUAUGAGUUUAUGGGUAAACCCUCCGCCGAUGUCAUGGAAAUACAACGAGUCGUACAGUCAGGUCUUCGCGUGACUCCAACCCAAUCGGUGUUCACAUUCACUGCCGGACCCAUAGAACUGGUCGUAAACUUCUUCACUCCUAUCGAUCCGACAGAUCUCAAGCGUCUGUCACUUCCGGCCUCUUAUAUAUCAAUGAGCGCCCGAUCUAUGGAUCAGAAGACACAUGAAGUUCAGGUAUAUCUCGAUAUGUCUGGAGAAUGGGUCGCCGCAGACGCUAAUCAAGUGGUGGAGUGGGAUGUCAUGGAAGUGAAGGGCAAAACAAAUCUAAUUAAUGGUAACUUUAGACUCAAAGAUCAAAAAGAAUUUGCAGAAAAUAGAGAUUUAGCCCAAUGGGGAACUAUGAAGUUUUUCACCGACUCGACCGCUACACACGAGGCCAAUCCCUGUAAGACAAUGCGUCAAAAGUUUGUAAAAACCGGUAAACUCGACAAUACUGUAGACAAGAAUUAUCGCAAAGCAUCAGACAAUUGGCCGGGCAUUGGUUUUGCGCGGACACUGACCGCCGGCGUCACUCAUACGGCGGCAAACACUGUGUAUUACGGCGUCGCUCACGUCAGACGACCGGCCAUUGAGUACACGGACUCACAUCUGAACCAAUUAUGGGAAAGUUAUUUCAAUGGAGACGACAAACAGAUGAUUGACUUCUUCUAUGAGGACAGAGAGGACGCCCUCCGGAGGGCNGCUCACGUCAGACGACCGGCCAUUGAGUACACGGACUCACAUCUGAACCAAUUAUGGGAAAGUUAUUUCAAUGGAGACGACCAACAGAUGAUUGACUUCUUCUAUGAGGACAGAGAGGACGCCCUCCGGAGGGCCACAGCUUUGGACAAACAUAUUGUGACCGACGCUCAGGCGGUCGGCGGCGAGAGUUAUGUUAAGGUUGUGUCCGCAGCUCUUAGACAGGCUUACGGAGGGGUAGAAAUGGUUGGCACAGUUGACAAGCCAUGGAUGAUGUUUAAAGAGAUCGCAUCGGAUGGUAAUUGUCAAACAGUAGAUGUGAUUUUUCCCCACUUUCCAGUUCAGCUAUAUUUCAACCCAACUCUUUUGAAAUACCUUUUGGAUCCACUGCUCGACAAUCAGGAAAGAGGUUUCUUCCCAUUGAAGUAUUGCAUACAUGACUUGGGAACACAUUAUCCGCAAUGUAUUGGACACAGAGAUGGGGUUCAAGAGGACAUGGAGGUGGAGGAGAGCGCCAAUAUGUUGAUCAUGAUGUCAGCCUAUGUCAGGGCAACCAAUGAUACAGAGUUUGCCAAAAAUCACUACAAGAUUGCCAAGCAAUGGACACAGUAUUUGGUCGAUCACGGGUUGAUCACAGGUGACGCUUUGACAACCGACGACUUUUUGGGUAAAUUUAAAAACUCAACAAACCUCUCGGCCAAAGCUAUUAUAGGCAUUGGAGCGAUGGCACAGUUGGCUGAAGUGACCGGCAAUGAGGCGGACAGACAACAGUACAGGCAAACUGCUGAGAAAUACGUCACUGAAUGGAUCCGUUUGGGUGAAGACCCGUCUAAUAAACACAUUAAACUGAGUUAUAAUACGGCCAACACGUGGUUUAUGAUCUAUAACUUAUACGCCGAUAUCCUAUUGGACACCAAAUUAGUACCCGAAUCGAUCUACAAACAACAGGACGAGUGGUAUCUACAGGUGAUGGACGUCUACGGUCUGCCAUUUGGUACCGAUAAAGAGGGGACACUGUUUGGUUGGAUGAUGUUUACGGCGGCCGCGUCUGGCAAUACAAAACUGCGACAAACAAUGUUUGAUCGGACGGCCAAAUGGUUGCGCGAAACGCCGUCCGGAGCGCCAUUUCCCGACUAUAUAAACACCUCUAACGGCAACGUUUUACUCAAUUUUAUCAAUCGGCCCGUUAUUGGUGGUCUAUUCGCGCCGUUGACUCUUAAACAUUAAACAUGUUUUUAAUUAAAAUAUUAUUUUUCCUUAUUGUAAACCAA
Molecule: messenger RNA, 2153 nt
Organism: Medioppia subpectinata
Lineage: Eukaryota; Metazoa; Arthropoda; Arachnida; Sarcoptiformes; Oppiidae
Source: the annotation of a GenBank genome assembly